AUACCAAUAGAUUGGGUUAUCUAGUUCGGUUAAACGUCAAUUGACGUCGAAAUUGAAAAUAUCUUUUGCGUGUAUCACACUAGUUCUACAAUUGGCGAGCAUGGCUGAUGACUAGUGGCCACGAUCAUUUUAAGUGCAAGGGAAACACAAUAAUAAAUCGUUCAAUAUUGUGUGAAUAAAAUUAUUGAUACUGUUCAAUAGUUAACCUUAUCAACAAUUUCGUGAAUAAAAAUCUACGUAUGUAGGGCUCGUGGAUCCCCGAUUAAUGUCAGAUAAUCGGUAAAAUUUAUGAUUUAAGUUCGCUCAACGUUAUUAGAUUAAAAAGGUGUCAAACGGUGUUGCGGUUCAUUUCACUGCGGUUAACGACGUCUGUUGUGUCUGCUCAAUCAGAAAUCGUUGCAAACAACAAUUUUCUUACAAAAAAUUAAACAAAAUGAAGGAAAUAAUUCUGUUGGUUGUUUUCACAUUGGCAACUUCAGCCAUGGAUAUAGAACAACCAAAAACAUUUUUUGACGUGCAAAAUGAUGUGGAAAUUAAUUUAUAUACAUUGAAAAAUCCAACGGAACCUCAAAUUCUUGUGAUAAACGAUACAAAUUCGAUUGAAGAAUCCCAUUUCAAUCGUAAUGUUCCAACGAGAAUUUUUAUCCAUGGUUUUCAAUCAAAAGGAGAGCUCAAAACUAGUUUGACUGGAGCAUAUUUUCUAAAGGGAAAGAAGAAUGUCAAUUUAAUCGGGGUGAAUUGGGAGAAAGCGUCAAGAACAUUCAAUUAUUUGGCUGCAUCUCGUUAUGUGGAAAAAAUCGGAACUCGUGCCGCCGAGUUUGUGGAUUUUAUGGUUGACAACAAAAUCAUCAAAUUAACUGAUCUCACUGUAAUCGGAUUUAGCUUAGGUGCACAUAUUGCUGGCAUUACCGGGAAGAGAGUGCGAUCAGGCAAAAUCCCCAAAAUUGUCGGUUUAGAUCCAGCCAAACCGUUGUUUUCUUUGGAUAAACCAGACGAGCGGCUCGAUAGUAACGAUGCGAUCCAUGUGGAAACCAUUCAUACGAGCAAAUUGGGCUUUUUCGAUCCACUAGGAAUUGUUAGCUUUUAUCCAAAUGGCGGUCGAUCACAGCCUGGAUGUACUUGGGAUAUCGUUAGAUCUUUUUUUUUUUAAUUACUUCGAAUCGUAUUUCAA
Molecule: messenger RNA, 1171 nt
Organism: Sitodiplosis mosellana (orange wheat blossom midge)
Lineage: Eukaryota; Metazoa; Arthropoda; Insecta; Diptera; Cecidomyiidae
Product: lipase member H-like
Exons: 6
Coding region: 434-1150 (238 amino acids)
Molecular function (GO): lipase activity
Source: RefSeq, a predicted model, not a curated record